AUCUAUACAUCAGUAGCUAAAUUAAUGAAAAGGUUUAUAUUUUAGAAAAAUAAGUAUUGAAGCUCGUCAAAGACAUCUGGCGGCCUCAAUCAUAAACAUCAAAAGCACGGUUCAAUUACUUCAAAAUUAAGCUGUUCGUAAAUAUUUCAUCCAAUAAACGUUAGCAAAUUUGACAGUUGACAGAUGAGCGUUUCAAUUCUAAUUUCGUUAAGAUUCGGGUAAACGCCGCUUAACGUACUGACGUUUACUAUUUUGAGCAAAACAGAGCAAAACAAAUUUUGUGCAUAUAGAAAACCCGAAUUAUUUUAUUUUUGUGUGUGUGUAGUAAGAAAGUUGUACUUAAUGCCCGAACAAAUUGAUUUUUUGAAUAUUCCCAAAGCAUAAGAACUCUUUUCGAGGAUUAGUUUGAUUGUGAAAUGUUCACAAUGCGUCUUAAACUAGGAUCUGACAGAAACAAAGAAUGGACAUGUUGUUUUUGUAUGCACGUCCGUACAGCUACCAUACUGUUUGGAGUAUGGCACUUGGUGUUGCACAUUUUGGCUCUCACUGUACUUGCAUUGAUGAUGAGAAAUCAUCAUGUCAUUGUACAAAAGAAUGAAGAAUUUCAAAAUGAUUUUUUGCCAACACCUUUGAGCAAAAAAGAUGAUGACAAUCCGUAUUAUUUACCUACAACGCAGGACAGUCGCAAAAUUUAUUCAUCUGAUAUUGAUAUGGGAGCUUUGAUGACUGUUUGUACUCUCUCCAUCACUCUCCUAAUGGUUUAUGGAACAAUUAAGGGCAAACCUACUCAUGUCUUGCCGUUUUUCUGCUUGCAGCUAUUUGAUUUUGCUAUCACAGCCCUUACAGCCACUGGAUACUUUUGCUAUUUAAGAUCCGCUCACCGUUUGGUCGCUGAAAAUUGGAACUUACCACUAAGACAUGAAUUAUUACAACUGAGCCCACAAGUUCUUACUUUAAUUGUCUUGUUGGCGUUCUUGUUUUCUAUGUUGUGGAAAGCUUAUUGGAUUAGCGUAAUUUGGCGCUGUUACAAAUACCUAACGCUUCGACAACAGUCGAACCGCAACGCCAUCCAUUACAUCAUCCCUGAAACCGAUCAGCGCGGACUCGCCGAAGCGGACUAUCCGUCCUUGUUUCGCGAUCAAGAAGGCGUUUUCGGCGGCCUCAAACAAACUCCGCCGCCGUCUUAUCAGGAUAUCAUGGAAGAACAACCGCCGCCGUACCACAGCACUACUCAAGUUGUCCAGGAAACGCCCAACAGGUUCAGAAUUUUUAUACAGAAUUCUAAUGAUAACCCAGAACCUAGUACAUCUGCUGAAGCUUCAAGCAUAACUUCAAUCCCUGAAUCUGAUGCCGAAAUGACUACCCCAUUGGCUGAGCAAGUAACACCAUAUCCACAAACUGAAAAUCAAGAAGUACAACAACAAGAUGAUGAUGAUGAAGAAGAAGAUGUAGUCGCUGUUACUGUGGUCGAACUGAAGAAGAAUGAAGAAAAUGCGGUCGAUGAGGAAAUUGAGAAAUCUCCUGCAAAAUCUAUCGAUUCUCAGAAGACAGACUAAAAUCGUUUACGAUAACAAAAAAAUUAUGAUCUUAUUUGAAAUUGUUCACUUUUUAUCACAUGUCACUUUUGGGACUAUAUAUAUAUAAUAUAUCUCCCAAUUUUUUGCUCCAAUUUUAGCUAGUUAUACUGAUAAAAGAAAUAUAUCUGUUUUGAUUGCAUUAUAUUUACGGAUUGAAUUUAUUUGUCAAAUUUCGGCAUUCCACUUUGCACUAUUAUAAAAUAUUAAGCGUACUAAUAAUUUCGUAUGGUUACUUAACGCGAAAGACUUAUAAGAAUUAGUAGAUAUUUUUUUUUGAAGUUUCUAAAUUCAAAAUACUCCAGAACAAUGCUAUUUUUUUAUUUAACCAUUUUUUUUUUUUUUUUUUUUUUUU
This is a messenger RNA of Psylliodes chrysocephalus, 1929 nucleotides long. Lineage: Eukaryota; Metazoa; Arthropoda; Insecta; Coleoptera; Chrysomelidae. The record is from the annotation of a GenBank genome assembly.